GAAGAAACUCAAAGACACGAUUAUUUUUUCUUCCUUAUUUUUCACACUUUUUUUGAGAACACGUUGCUAGUGAUUUGGUUAACUCCUUUGCCAAGGAAUUCACUGUGUGUGUGAGAGAGAGAGAGAGAGGGAGGUGGCGAUGGUGUCGUACAAGAGCUUGUUGAUCUACGGCGUCGGCGGAAUAGCGGUGGCCGGAAUGGCAUUGUUGGUAGCCUUUCAGGAAAAGUUAGUUUACGUACCCGUCUUGCCUGGUCUCACCAAGUCCUAUCCAAUCACCCCGGAUCGUCUCCGCCUCAUUUUCGAAGACGUAUGGCUUACUUCCUCCGAUGGUGUCCGCCUUCAUUCAUGGUUCAUCAAGUUCUCUCCCAAUUCCACAGGCCCAACUAUUCUGUUCUUCCAAGAAAACGCUGGUAACAUUGCACAUCGUCUUGAAAUGGUGCGCAUUAUGUUACAAAACCUUCACUGCAAUGUUUUCAUGCUUUCUUACAGAGGGUAUGGUGCUAGUGAUGGUUAUCCUUCUCAAGAAGGAAUCACCAUGGAUGCACAGGCUGCUUUAGAUCACCUGAGUCAAAGAACAGACAUAGACACUACUCAAAUAGUAGUAUUUGGAAGGUCUCUUGGUGGGGCAGUUGGUGCUGUGGUCACCAAAAAUAAUCCAGAUAAGGUGGCUGCAUUGAUAUUGGAGAACACUUUUACUUCAAUUCUAGACAUGGCUGGAGUUUUAUUACCUUUUCUGAAGUAUUUCAUUGGAGGAAGCUCAAGCAAUUCUAAAACCCCAAAAAUUCUGAAUUUUGUUGUCAGGUCUCCUUGGAACACUAUAGAUGUAAUUGGACAGAUAAAACAGCCGAUUUUGUUUCUUUCUGGGCUACAAGAUGAGAUGAUUCCUCCAUCUCACAUGGAGAUGUUAUAUGCAAAAGCAGCAUUGCAUAACAAAAGAUGCAUUUUUGUGGAUUUCCCUAAUGGCAAACAUAUGGACACGUGGCUGGCUGGUGGUGAUGAGUAUUGGGAAGCUGUUCAGACAUUUUUACAGGAAAAUGUGUUGGAGAAUGGAAAUGUGGUCAAAAGCUCUUUGUGAUCUGCCAUGCCUUCUUCCUGCACAAAUAUGAAAAUACAUUGGGAUUUUUUGGGCUCAUGAAAAGGGUCCAGAUCUUUUCUUUUUUUUUUUUUUUGUAGAAUUGCAAAUAUUAUAUGAUUUUUAAGAAAAUAGAAAGUGGUGUAGAUUGCAGCUUUAUACAGAUGCAUAUAGAGUUUUACCGUAUCAAGUCUUUAACCACCAGUAGAAUCGAAUCAUUAGAAACCGGCUACAGUGGCUAUUGUCAGUCAAAAUGAUGUUUGUGUUUAAACAGUUAAACUUACUUUAAGGAUAAAUAAAUAAUUUUUUUCAUCUAA
Molecule: messenger RNA, 1389 nt
Organism: Lactuca sativa (garden lettuce)
Lineage: Eukaryota; Viridiplantae; Streptophyta; Magnoliopsida; Asterales; Asteraceae
Product: alpha/beta hydrolase domain-containing protein WAV2
Biological process (GO): proteolysis
Cellular component (GO): membrane
Molecular function (GO): serine-type peptidase activity; palmitoyl-(protein) hydrolase activity
Source: RefSeq, a predicted model, not a curated record